CCUAGUUUUGGCCUGUCGAAAUAGUUACAUGAAAUCAUAUCAAGCUUUCUGUAAUCAGCUACAUUAGUUCUGUUCUUGGAUGAACCAUUUGCAGCAGCUUGCCUUUUAUUAAAGCAUACUCAUUCAUGUAGUCAUGCAUUGAUUGGAUACAUGAAUGACAAUGAUGAAUAAUGGGGGAAUUAUUCAUACAAUUCAUAUGAAUGUGACCGACGAAGAAACGUCUUGUGUUUAGCCACGUGUUGUUUAUGUUCCCAUCUGUUGCAGAAUGGUGAGCCUGAGGGAUGAAAAAGGCAAAACAUUUCAGACUCUCACUCUGCUAACCCUGAAAUCUUUCUUGUGUUGUUUCAGACGAUGUUCUAAUUCCAUUCUCCAAACAAUCUAGACCACACUGCCAAAGAAGGAUGUCGUUCAGCUCACUUUUUAAGAAGGCCUCGACAUUCCUGGGCUUAUCCAGUCCGGAGUCUGGCAAGUCACCACCGCUUGAUGGAGAGAUUAUCUAUUGUAAGAACAAUGUGUGUGUUCAUCCACCGGUCCCUCUAAGGAAAGAGUCACAGCAUCACCCGGGCUACAUGACCAUCAGAACACAGAAUGACGAGGUACUUGGCUCCACUCUGAUACUCAACUGGAUUCCCAAUAAUACUUUAAAGAAGAACCCUAACAUCAGCCUCGAGAACAGCCCCAGUGGAUCAUUGGCAAGUUCUCGCACGGUCAGUCCUCGACGGAGUCCGCGGCAAACUCCACGGGAGGAGUUCACCCACGAGGAGAUCUCUUGUUCUGUGGAUGUUACGCCCGAUGAUUCAGCCGGGGAACAAGACGAUGAGGUACUCAAACACACACUCAAGUACAAGGAUUGUAUCAGUGCAACAUCUAGUGAGAAUUCUCUUGAGACGGAGCCAAGUCCUGAUAGUUUGAGUGGUAAUGAUGAGGUGAUGAGGAAAGUCAGUAGUAGUUUGAAGUCGCAGAGUGAUUCUGGUAUUGGUCAGGAUGAGAUAAGUCUGCAUCUGGAGGGGAAACUAAACACUGGGGGUGAUGUGAAGGAUCAAGGGGUGCCAGAAUCGGAAGAUUCUGUGCGGGAUACGAGUCUGUCUUCAGAUAGUGAGAUUGCGCCUACUGAUGCCAUGUUGAGUCACUUAGUCAAGAAAAAUAAGCAGAUUGAAGCUGUGAAGGAGAAGGAGCGGACGAGUUCCAGUCGGUCUGUAACCAGCAUCGAAAUGGAGGGUGAUAACCUUGUGAUUGUGACCGAAGAAAUGGACGAUGAUGCAUUUGUUGAUGACGGGUCAAAACACAGUGAUCCUAAGAGUGACCCACCGUCAGAACAGGCUAGUAUGAGCUCAGAGUCUUCACACACGAGCCCUUGUGGGACUGUGGAACACUAUCAGCACAAGCUGAAGGAGUUGCAGAAUGGCAUGACUCAUCUUGGCACUGGCGAUACCGAGACGAAGACCAGUAGCACCUCAGAUAGUGACACUUAUACUUCCAACUCUGCCUCACUGCCACAAUCAUUGCCUAACAAAAACGGAGGCAACCGAUCAAAUCUUACGUUAAACCUCGACAAUUCCACUGAAAAACUUUCUAGUCUUACCCCUGAUAUCCAAGUGACAAACAUUCCUGAUUCUCCAACAGAUUCCACUGGCUCUACGUCAGGACCAGAUUCUGAUCCACCGUCGCCUUUCACGCCCGAAGGCUCCGAUUCUCCUAAAUCAUUCUCAUUUAGCACAGAGAUUGAAUCACCUGGACUUACGUAUAAUAAUCAGUUCCCGGAGAAUUCAGUGAGUUAUCUCGGCAACAGGAGCCCGCUGGAUGCGAAGCAGAGCCCAAGGGAACAGAUAUGUGGUGUAUUUACUGUGGAUCUAGGCCAGAUGCGUUCGCUACGAUUGUUCUACAGCGAUGAAAAGUUCUCAUGCGGCCAAAUGGUGAUUGCUAGUCGGGAAAGCCAGUACAAAAUCUUACACUUUCACCACGGAGGACUCGAUAAGUUGGCCUCGAUUUUCCAAGAUUGGAAGUUCUUUGCUCAGCCACAGCGAAAGAAGAACACCAAUCACUUGUGCAAGCAGUUCUCUGUGAUCCGACCGUGGAUUCAGAAGGACCAGUACCACCCAGAGGAGGGAAUGUACGAGUUGGUCUCCGAUCAAAUAUGGCGGCAACACAUGAACGAGCUGGGCGAGAUCGAUGAAGAUUUAUCGCUUAGAAAGGCAAUCUUCUUUGGGGGCUUGGACCCUGUGAUGCGAGCUGAGGUUUGGCCAUUCCUUCUCAAAUACUACCCCUUCGACUCAACGCAUGAGGCCCGGGAAGCGAUCCGGAAUGACAAGUACAUCCAGUACCAGAACAUUAGGAAGGAACGGGAGGCUCUCGAGGGUGAAGAGAAGGAACAGUUUUGGAAGUCAAUUCAGUGCAUUGUUGAGAAAGAUGUUGUGAGGACAGACAGAAGCCAUCCAUACUUCAAGGGGGAGGGCAACCCAAACAUAGAGAUUCUCAAAAACAUUCUCCUCAACUUUGCAUAUGCCAACCCCCAUCUGGGCUAUACACAGGGCAUGUCUGACCUUCUUGCUCCCGUCUUGUAUGAGAUCCGCCACGAAGCAGACGCUUACUGGUGCUUCACCGGCCUCAUGCAGAAGACGAUAUUUGUGACGUCGCCGAAGGACAGUGAUAUGGAUAAACAGCUGGGCUACCUACGAGAACUGAUGCGCUUGAUGGUGCCAAAGUUCUAUGCACAUCUAGUCAAACUUGGUGAUGCCAUGGAUCUGCUUUUCUCGCACAGAUGGAUCUUACUGUGUUUCAAGAGAGAAUUUCCCGAAGAUGACGCGCUAAAGAUGUGGGAAGCUUGCUGGGCCCAUUACCAGACGGAUUAUUUCCACCUGUUCAUCUGCGUGGCUAUCCUUGCUGUCUACGGUGAUGAUGUGGUUCAACAGGACUUGGCUUCGGAUGAGAUGCUUCUCCACUUCAGCAGUCUCUCCAUGCAUAUGUCGGGUGAUGCUGUACUCAGAAAGGCACGAGGUCUCCUCCACAAGUUCCGUUCCCGGCGCAGCAUCCCAUGCUCUCUCCACGGACUGUGUCUGUUAUGUGGUCCAGGAAUGUGGGACAGUGGCCAUGUGCCCGCUGUGGAAUGCACCGGACACCCCGAUGAUGAGAUCUGUACGUACAAUGGUCAAACUCCGACACCAACACCAAGUUAGCAAUUGGAGAAGUUUUUAUUAGAGUGCAAUAUUGGGUCGAAUGUAAUAUAUGUGAAUGGGAAAUGUUUCGGCACUGAUCACAAGAAGUAGGAAGUGCUAUUGCUUGUGAUUAGGGGCCAGUUGCAAUCAUGGAUGGUUAAAAGUAUCACUUGGUACCAGUGAUUGAAUCGCUGGUUGUGCCAGAAUAUUUUUGCGCAUUCUUCUCGAAAACACUUAGCUGGCACUUUUGUCUGCAUAUAAUUGUUUAGGUUGGAUGAAGUGUGUAAAUGUGUGGUGGACUUGAGACUCUUUAUUGCUAGAAGUGCCUUAAUGAGAUAGAGUGGUGAUUCUGCAAAAGCUUGAAAGAUCUACGGAAUGGCUUAGCGUUUAUUUUCUAACCUAACUGUUCAUUUAAUGUCUAUAGGUGUUAUGUAACUGUUACAUUAGUGGUGCAUAAGAAGCCUUGUUCACAUGUACAUUGUAUUGUGUAUGUAUUGAGUCUACUAACAGCCCUGAGGGUCACUAACUAGUAAUAAUCUCGUAAUACAGUUUUCAAAGUCUGUCUCUGGUUGUGGCUGUUAACGUAAGUGUUUAAUGCUUGAGUGACCACACCAUCCAUGUGAAGUCACAAAAAGAACAAAUAUCAGAAUUUGUCCCUUGCCCUUGGUCACACAUAUUUUGGGAACUUGUGACUUAUUUAAGUUUGUGUAAAGCCUAACAAAUCUUUCAACUUUUGGAUCUGAUCUUACUAAACAGGGCUUCCUGCAGCUCACAUUGAGAUUGGCGUACUUGAGAUUAACGUUUUUUUUAAGUGAUGAAUGAAUAAUCUGGUUUAUGCUUGAAGUGUUAGGAAUAUGAUAUUCUCCUAUCAAAUGGGUGCUAAGUGUUUGACAGUAAUAUUAACCCUUGAUGCUGGGCUAUGAUGUUUGCUGCACAGCAUGCUGCCAUUCAGUGAAAGUUGCAGCGUGUGUAGUGGACAUAAUCGUGCAACUUGCGAUAGUUCUGAAUAGUCUCUAUUAGUUAUAAUUGCAUUUGAAACUCUUCAUGUUAUCUUGAGUCAUCAGCAUAACUGUGCGUCCAAGAAAGUGACAAUCUAUCAUCGGAAUCGAGCAAUAACUUAAACUGUCUUUUGACCAAGACUGCAUGUAGUGAAGCUUUGAAAUCAAAAGGAGGACCAUAGGCAAGAGGUGGAGGUCCAGUUGGGGGACUUAGACGCACAGUUAGGGAGGUGGGUCUGGUUUGUUAUUCCAAAGUGUGAAUUGUGCUGAUAAUAAUAAUAAUAAUAAUUGAGUUCUUAUAUAGCGCAUUUCCAGGUUCCCUGCUCAAUGCGCUUUUGGGACUACAUUAUUAUCAUCCCGGUCUCCACAGAAAUCAAUCUGGGGUUUCAAUGAGCAGCUACUGAGCGCUCGAUUGAACUCGACCAGUAGGAAGUUUCUAAGUGGCGACUCAGCCGGGAAUCGAACCCACGACCUUCCGGUUAUGAGACCGGCUCUCUGCCAUUGCGCCACCGCGCUUCCACUUGAAACUUGAUACACUUGAAAAUAGUACAAACCUGUCAGUAACUUCAUGAAAUUUUCUCUCUUUUUCUCUCUCUCUCUCUCUCUCAUGGCUCCUACCUAGAGUCUCUCGAUAAAACCCAGAGUUGCUAAUUUUACACUCUGAACAGAAUGUGAUUAGGAGCAAAAUAUGUCAUCAUUGUUAUAAUCUACCUGUAAAUGUUCCUGUGUAUUAUUGUAAUAAAUAGCUUACAAUAUGCACAUUGUGAACCAUUUAAGUGACGUAGUGCAAUUUUUGUGGUGCUUGUGAGUUCAGUAUUGUUUUGGUUGAAAUUUCUAAUUUACAUAUUGUUUUGCAUGUCCUAGUGGUUUGUGUGCAUUUGCUAAUAUUCGCUCCAUGUGAUUGGGCCGAAAACAGUGAUUCCCAAUGGAAAAUCCAUUCAUAUGUUUGUUAUGCGUAUCCUAGAAUAUCGCCUUGCUAGUCUUUUUCAUAUCAUGUAACUGACUAAUUAGAGGAAGUAACGUGCUUGAUCUUCCAGUUUAUCUCAUAGUAAAAGCAGUGAUUAGUUGUGGCCAUGCAUGCAAAAUGGUCUACACUCCAUAUUACAUUUCACAUGUUCAUGCAGGUGUUGAUGUAGCUGUACUAUGCCUGUCUUUAUAACCAUGGUGGUGAUUCAAAUAAUAUACUGGUUACGGGCCACAAUAGACAUGCCUGAAUCAUUUGUGGCUAAAAGGAGGGUCUCGGACCCUUUUCAAACUCUUCUGACUAAAGAUUACGGCAUAUCUAAUGUGACCCAUAACGUGUUUAUUAAUUUUAAUCCUCAUCGUUAUAUUGGUUGUUGUUUUGUUUAUGUUUGAAAGAUUUUUCUCUUUAUUCCAUAUCAUAUGUUUCUUCUAUCUAUAAACGUGUAAAUACUAGUCAUUAGAUAGGCUGCAUUGAAGCAACUUGUAGAACAGAACACUCAGUUGGUAGUCUACGCUCACCUGUGAGCUAGCAAUAGACAUGUAGACUCCUUGCAUUCAUGUCCCAGGUUGGCAUGGCUUUAAACAUCAAAUAGCUCAUCGUCCAUCUCUGGCCAUGCAGCAAACAGAUCAGAAAUAAGACGCGAGUGGAGAUGCAGAACUUGUACGAAUUGCUUGAGUUUAGCCUGUGCAGUUUUAUUCAAAACUCAACGUAAAUGCCAUUUUAUCAAACAAAGUAUCCACAAUAUACAUCUAUAUUUGAACUCUUGCUGUGGCUGUGCAUAGAUCGAGUACCAUAUGUGAUACUUCCUUUCAAAUGUGUGUCUAGUAAUUUGUGCAGCGAGAUGUCUCUGCUCGGUAUAGAAAUUCUGUUAUUUUCCUUGUCUAAAGUCAGUGCUUUGCUCUUUAUCUAUACGUGUCAAAUUAUACUGUGAAGAUUUUCGGGUUUUUUUGUUACAGUACGACAAACUGAAAAAAAUUUGAAAUCUCAUUGCUUGCCUACAUGUAUAAUACAUAUCAGUAAAUUAUUGCCAAAAAUACCUGGACAUUUUAAACCCCUCACAUUCAUGUAGACGAAACCUGUCUGAUACUUCAUGGUCGAUGUUCCUCAAUCUGACCGGAGAGAUGCCCCCUCCAACUGCCUGUUUCCGCAGACGCUUUUACACACUUUUGGACGUCUGGCAGGCUCAGAGAACGAUAGCUAGAAGCCAUGUCACCGAUCCAGUGUAUAUGAGUCUGUGAUCUUUCCAAAGGACUACAUGAAGUGUGACCUCACAAAAACUGACUGCAAAUUAUAGCUAGGAAACCCACAUAUUUUACACAAUAAUGGUGCAUAUUUAUCACUGGUUGAUAAAUUUACCCUGUCCCAGUCAUAGUUCAUAUGUAUUGUGUUGUUUCAGUGUAGCUAAUUUUACUAACUGAAGCCGGAGUAUGCCGAUAUUUGUUGUAUGUAAAAAUAAUUUGAACAGAUUAUGAAUGUUGAUAAAUAGCCGUCAUGGUGAUGUCAAUAAAGACUAUGAGAAGUAAACACAA
Molecule: messenger RNA, 6643 nt
Organism: Lineus longissimus
Lineage: Eukaryota; Metazoa; Nemertea; Pilidiophora; Heteronemertea; Lineidae
Product: TBC1 domain family member 16-like
Exons: 9
Coding region: 402-3173 (923 amino acids)
Biological process (GO): activation of GTPase activity
Cellular component (GO): early endosome
Molecular function (GO): GTPase activator activity
Source: RefSeq, a predicted model, not a curated record